Paramecium primaurelia is the source of this 1123-nucleotide messenger RNA. The record is from the annotation of a GenBank genome assembly. Lineage: Eukaryota; Ciliophora; Oligohymenophorea; Peniculida; Parameciidae.
AUGGAUUAAUAAAAUUCAGCCAAUCGAGAAGAGAAUUCAGUUUAGGCAAGACUUAGAAGAAGAAGAAAUGAUUCUAAUAAUAGAGACUAUUCUUGUGGUUGUGGUAAAAGUUAUUUAAGUUAUGCCGCUUUAUAUACUCAUUUAAAGUAUUUUGCUUAUAUAAUAGAAAGAUAGAAACAUGAUUCUAUAGCUCCAGAUGGAACUCAAUUACCUAAUAAUGCAAAUUAAAAACCAGGAAGAGGUAGACCAAGAAGAGUAAUUAAAUCAUAAUAUAAUAUUAGUAAGAUGACUAAGAUAAAAAAAGUGCUAAAUCUGAUGAUGGAUAAUCUGAAAGUGUAAAUGAACCAGAUGAAACUAUAGAAGAACUUUUAACUUUUUUGGAUAGUUUAGGUAAUUUUAGAUAAACUGAAAAAUUUUCAAAUGAUGUAGAAAUAUAGGUUUUUCUCCUUUAAAAUUUUCCUUGUAAUGUGUUUUCAAAUUGUUCUGAAUAUUAGGGAAUAUAUGAUUUAAUAAAAGAUCUGACAAAUGAGAAGGUAGACUAUAUUUUUCUAUUAAAGAUUAAAAUUUAAGAUAUUGAUCUUCUUGCUAAUGAACCUUUAGAUAAAGAUACAUCUUUACGUAAAACAAAUAUUACUAAAAUAAUGGCAUAUUUUUUGACAUAAAUAGGUCCAAAGUUAUGUGUUGAAGCAUAUAGAGAAGUAAUUAGGAAUAUAUAUACUUUUAUAGAUGGUUAUAUUCAUAGUUUUUUAUUAGAAAUGUUUGAAUAUGUUGGGUUAUUAAGCAAUAUAAAAAUAUUUUUAAGAAUUAAGAAAAGGAGAUAAUAAAUAAUUGGAUAUUAAAGAAGGUUUUAUUUCAAAUAUAUAAAUUAGAGGUCAUUCAAAACUAAGAAUUUUGUGAUGUUUAAAAUGGAGAACAUAUGCUUUUGAUUGCUAAUGAUUUUAUAUUAUCAUUUUUACCUUAGUCCUAUUUAGGAUUAGAGGCAAUUGAAAAGAAUUUCAAAAUAUUUGGUAGUUGUGCUGAAAAAUUAAAAAAUGCUGUUUAUGUUACAUAACAUUUCUCUUAUUGGUUAUAUUCUUUAAAAUUUACAAAUUCUAGAUUAGAUUUUUAUACUGAUGAUGAUUGA